Messenger RNA from Verticillium alfalfae VaMs.102, 201 nucleotides. RefSeq lists its product as hypothetical. The coding region runs from base 1 to 201 and encodes 66 amino acids. Lineage: Eukaryota; Fungi; Ascomycota; Sordariomycetes; Glomerellales; Plectosphaerellaceae. The record is from RefSeq and is a predicted model, not a curated record. The transcript has a single exon.
AUGGGCACGCAGUCCAACGGCAACCCCAUGUGCGACCAGACCAUCACCAUCAGCGCCAACGGCAAGGAAGUUGUUUGCACUGUCCGCGACAAGUGCAUGGGCUGCGAGCCCGAGGCCAUCGACGUGUCCAAGGCCGCCUUCCUCGAGCUCUUCGGCUCGCUGACUGCUGGUCGCACUGAGGUCAAGUGGUGGUUCAACUAA